This is a messenger RNA of Camellia sinensis, 2575 nucleotides long. The record is from RefSeq and is a predicted model, not a curated record. Lineage: Eukaryota; Viridiplantae; Streptophyta; Magnoliopsida; Ericales; Theaceae.
UUCACACCGCAAAAAUGAAUGAUUGUAGUAGAUUUUUGGGGUUAAUUACUAUUAUUCUGCUCUAUUUUUGUUUUUCUUUUUCGUUUGCUCUUGAUAUUUCAUAUGAUGAAAAAGCGCUUACAAUUGAUGGAGAACGGAAAAUUAUAAUAUCUGGUUCAAUACACUAUCCUCGUAGCACUCCCGAAAUGUGGCCAUCUUUGAUCAAGAAAGCAAAGGAAGGAGGUCUCAAUGCCAUUGAGACCUAUGUCUUUUGGAAUGCCCAUGAGCCAAUAUAUCGACAAUACGACUUUUCGGAAAAUUUAGAUCUUGUUAGAUUUAUUAGAGCCAUCCAUGAUGAAGGGUUGUAUGCCAUUUUGCGUAUUGGACCAUAUGUAUGUGCAGAAUGGAAUUAUGGAGGGUUCCCGGUAUGGUUGCACAAUAUUCCGGGCAUUGCAUUCAGGACUAACAAUGAAGUGUAUGAGAAUGAGAUGAAGAUUUUCACAACUUUGAUUGUUGACAUGGUAAGAGAUGAAGGUCUCUUUGCCUCUGAAGGAGGACCUAUAAUCCUCGCACAGAUUGAAAACGAGUAUGGCAAUGUUAUGUGGGCCUAUAGAGAUGAGGGAAAAUCAUACAUACACUGGUGUGCCGACCUGGCUCAAUCUUUUCACAUUGGAGUGCCAUGGAUUAUGUGCCAACAAUCGAAUCCUCCACAAGGAAUGAUUAACACAUGCAAUGGUUGGUAUUGUGAUGGAUUCAAUCCUAGUAGUGGCAUUCCUAAGAUGUGGACCGAAAACUGGAGCGGCUGGUAUAAGGGUUGGGGUCAAAAAACCCCUCACAGAACUGCAGAAGAUCUUGCCUUUGCGGUUGCACGAUUUUUUCAAUAUGGUGGCACGUUACAAAACUAUUAUAUGUACCACGGUGGUACUAAUUUUGGUAGAGUAUCGGGAGGUCCUUACAUUGCUACAACAUAUGAUUACGAUGCACCCCUUGAUGAAUAUGGAAAUUUGAAUCAACCCAAGUGGGGACAUCUUAAGCAACUCCAUCUCCUCAUUAGAUCAAUGGAGAAUAUCCUCACACAUGCUGUGAUUAGAAAUGUUGAAUAUGGGAAUAUGAUGACAGCAACAAUAUUUGAGUAUAGAGGUGAAAGGGUAUGUUUCUUUGGAAAUGCGAAUGACAAAGAUGACAUAACAAUUAAUUUUGAGAACAAUAAUUACACUAUUCCUGCAUGGUCUGUUAGUAUCCUUCCCGAUUGCUAUACGGAGGCUUACAACACUGCUCGGGUCAAUACUCAAACAUCUAAUAUGGUAAUGAAGUUGAAUGACGCCGAUGAAUAUCAAGAACCGUAUAAUUUGCAGUGGACAUGGAGAUCAGAACACUUUGAACAUCUUAAGUUCAAUGACAAAAAGAUGGAGAAUGAUUAUAUUUAUACUGGUAAUCAAUUAAUGGAUCAGAAGUUUGCGAACGACACUAGUGAUUAUUUGUGGUACAUGACUAGUGUGGACAUUGAUCACAAGGAUCCGGCUUGGAAGAACAAUGUUACCCUAAAAGUUCACACGGCUGGGCAUGUACUUCAUGCAUUUGUUAACGGGAAGCACGUUGGAUCUCAAUGGGCCAAAGGUGGGCGCUAUGAAUUCGAUUUUGAAUCAAAGAUUAAAAUGAAAAAUGGAACGAACUUGAUAUCUCUAUUGAGUGUCACUGUUGGUUUGGAAAACUAUGGUGACCACUUUGAUGAAAUAAAAAAUGGAAUUCAUGGUCCGGUGAAAUUGAUGGGUGAUAACAACCAAGUGAAGGACUUGCAAAAUAGUACUUGGACAUACAAGGUCGGAAUCCAUGGUAUAGACAACAAAAAACUCUACUUGAGGAAAAAUCGGUAUGACCAAAAAUGGAAAUCAGAAAAUCUCCCUACGGAUAGGAUGUUUGUUUGGUACCAGACGACUUUUAUGGCUCCGUUGGAGAAUGAUCCAGUUGUGUUGGAUUUAUUGGGAUUUGGUAAAGGAAUUGCUUGGGUGAACGGCCAUAAUAUUGGGAGAUAUUGGCCAAGUUUUUUUGCUGACGAUAAUGGAUGUGAUUAUAAAUGUGACUAUCGCGGAACAUAUUCUAGUUCAAAAUGCUUGAGUGGAUGUGACCAAUCUUCACAAAGAUGGUACCAUGUGCCACGGUCUUUCCUCCAAGAUGACGAUAACUUGUUGGUUUUCUUUGAAGAGUUUGGAGGCAACCCUACUAAUUUGAAAAUCCAAACCGUCACGGUUGGAACAAUUUGUGCAAAUGCUUAUGAAGGGAACAAGUUGGAGCUAUCAUGCCAAGGAGGAACUAUAUCUGAAAUCAAAUUUGCUAGCUAUGGUAAUCCAAGAGGCUCUUGUGGAUCUUUUGAAAGAGGAACUUGUGAAUCUCCUAACACUACAACGAUCAUAAAAAAUGCAUGCGUUGGCAAAGGGAGUUGUGUGAUUGAUGCAUCCGAAUUUACUUUUCCUAAUAAUUGCAAACUCGUUGGGCAAAGACUUGCUGUUGAAGCUAUUUGUUAGACAAAAUUAUUUUAGGGUUUCUAAAUACUGAUAUUUUGAUGUUUUAGUUUUAGUUUGUUUUAGUGGUUGGAAUA